Molecule: messenger RNA, 2294 nt
Organism: Salvelinus namaycush (lake trout)
Lineage: Eukaryota; Metazoa; Chordata; Actinopteri; Salmoniformes; Salmonidae
Product: lysine-specific demethylase phf2-like
Exons: 16
Biological process (GO): protein demethylation; regulation of transcription by RNA polymerase II
Molecular function (GO): histone demethylase activity; transcription coregulator activity
Source: RefSeq, a predicted model, not a curated record
GCUGCACCGUUCGUGAGAUUCAUUCAUCUGAUGCGAGCCAGCGAAGAGCAAUGGACGGUUUUCCACGCUGACGUAACAGAUAUUACAAUGCAACAAGAAUAGAUUUUCAGUCGGUUUGUGAGCGGUUCAAUACUGUACAGCGAGCAGGGGGCAGGAAAACAAUGAUGCAUCUCAGGAACGUUAUCGACCUCGGCGCUACAUCAUCAACACGAUAACCACCUCAAUGCAACAUCAGCGGAUGGUUGGCUUUUGGGAUUUCAAUUAAUGUCCAACGGAACGGGCUAGCUUGUGCUUGUGGAAGGUUUUCAUCUUGUAUUUUGUUGCAGAGAGUUGCUGCUGCCCCGGUCUCUCCCUCCUAUCCGACGUUGUUGUCAAUGAUCAAACAUGGCGACUGUACCAGUAUAUUGCAUCUGCAGAUUGCCGUACGACGUUACUCAGUUUAUGAUCGAAUGUGAUGCCUGCAAGGACUGGUUUCACGGAAGCUGUGUUGGUGUGGAUGAAGACGAGGCUCCAGACAUCGACAUCUACCACUGUCCCAACUGUGAGAAAACCGAUGGAAAAUCCACCAUGAAAAAUAAGAAAAGGAAUAAACAGGACACGGGACAGAGAGGAGACAUCCGAGCUGUUCAGAACGGCAGUCAGGUGUUCAUCAAGGAGCUCCGCAGUCGCACCUUCCCCAGUCGACCGCUCCACUCCUCUCUGCUCCAGCUCCACUCCUCUCUGCUCCAGCUCCACUCCUCUCUGCUCCAGAGCUGCCCCCGGUCGACUCUCCACUCCUCUCUGUUCCAGCUCCACUCCUCUCAGUUCCAGCUCCACUCCUCUCUGCUCCAGCUCCACUCCUCUCUGUUCCCGCUCCACUCCUCUCAGUUCCAGCUCCACUCCUCUCUGUUCCAGCUCCACUUCACUCUGUUCCAGCUCCACUCCACUCUGCUCCAGCAACACUCACAUACUGAGUGUUGGAUCAAUGCAGUUCUGACUCCAGUGGACACGCUGGCCUUUUCUGGACACUUUGUCCACAACCUGAGUGUUGAGAUGCAGAUGAGAGCGUACGAGGUGGAGAAGCGUCUGAAGGUGAACUGUCUGACUCCGUUCCCCAACUUUGAGACUGCCUGCUGGUACGUGGGACGACACCUGCUGGAGAGAUUUAAAGGGUUACACAAGGCCAACAGACAGCCAGCUCCUUACCUGGUCCAUGGAGCUAAGAUCAUCAACGGAGCGUUCAGGGCCUGGACUAAGAAACAGGCUCUGUUAGAACACGAGGAUGAGCUUCCAGAGAACAUGAAGCCCACUCAGCUCAUCAAGGACCUGGCCAAGGAGAUUAGGAUGUCAGAGAAUGCAGCUAAAGCCAUUAAGAGUGAUUCGAGUAGCAAGGCUCCAGUGGAAGAGGCCCCGCCUGCCCCGUUAGAGCCUGAGGACCCUGCUUCCCCCUCCAGCGAACCCUCUCCGUCCCCUCCUCCCCGGGAGAAACCAGCCAGGAAGAAGGCCUCCAAGCCCCCCAAACCUCCCAAGGUCCCCAAACCUCCCAAGGUCCCCAAAGCGAAGGAGGGAGGGAAGAAGAAAGGAAAGAAAGAAAAGGAAGUCCCUCCUCUUCCUCUUCCUCCUCCUUCGAAGCCCUCCAGCCUGGCAGCUCUGGAGUCUCACGCCAAGGACAUCCUCAGCAAGAUGGACCAGCCCAAGAAGGGCAAGAUGGGGGUGACUAAGAACGUGUUGAGCAUGUCGGAGAAGGAGACCUGUAAGCAGAACGACGUGGAGAAGCGCGAGAUCCGGGAACAGAACAAGAAACAGACGGAAGCCAAGUGGAAAUAUAAGAACAGCAAACCAGAUUCCUUACUGAAGAUGGAAACUGAAGAGCACAAGUUUGAGAGAACACCGCUAUCAGGCAACAAAGACAAGUUUUCAUUCUCAUUGACACACAAGAAGCUACUCGGUUCUAAGCUGAAGCCCCAGCCCAACUCCAGUGUGUUCAGCUCGUUACAUAACCUAAAGGAGGACAAGGCCAAGCCGGUGAGAGACGAAUACGAGUACGUGUCAGACGAAGGAGAGUUGAAGAUUGAUGAGUUCCCCAUCAGGAGGAAAAAGAACGCAGUCAAGAGGGACUUAUCCUUCCUGUCAAACAUCAAAGACCCAAUCCACCCAUCCAAGAAGCCAAAGCUCCUCCCCUCUGCUGUCAAGGAACGUGACCUCCUCCCCUCUGUUCUCAGGGGUAUGUCACCUCCUCCCCUCUGUUCCCAGGGGUAUGUCACCUCCUCCCCUCUGUUCCCAGGGUAUGUCACCUCCUCCCCUCUGUUCCCAGG